GUGAGCUGUGAUUGGUCACAGCUUGUCACAUGGUACAAGGCUGUUGUGAUUGGCCAAUUCAUGUGAUCACUGAUUUCACACGUAGUAAGCAAUGAUGUCAGGAAGUGACAUCUUGUUUGCUACUAUUCAUGUGAUCACUGAUUGGCCAAUUCAUGUGAUCACUGAUUGGCCGCUGUACAGCGAGACACAGCGGGCACUGGAUCGUGGUGCUGCGCGCUCCCAGGCAGUGAAUGCGGGGGCC
Messenger RNA from Staurois parvus, 241 nucleotides. Lineage: Eukaryota; Metazoa; Chordata; Amphibia; Anura; Ranidae. The record is from the annotation of a GenBank genome assembly.